This is a messenger RNA of Marmota flaviventris (yellow-bellied marmot), 3266 nucleotides long. RefSeq names its product DDB1 and CUL4 associated factor 8 (gene Dcaf8). The record is from RefSeq and is a predicted model, not a curated record. Gene Ontology annotation, cellular component: Cul4-RING E3 ubiquitin ligase complex; cytoplasm. NCBI's taxonomy places the organism in Eukaryota, Metazoa, Chordata, Mammalia, Rodentia, Sciuridae. Gene Ontology annotation, molecular function: protein binding.
GUGAGCUCGCCCGACCACUCUUUCCUCAGUCUUCUCGAGCACAUCGUCGCAAAGGAGGCCGGAAAGCGUGGCGGCGCAGGCGCAAGCGCAGAGAGCGGAGGCGGUGGUGGUGGCGGCCGCUGGCCAGUGUAAGAUGGCGGCGGCGUUGGUGGCGGCAGUGGACGGGACGGCUGGGCCUGGAACAGUCGGAGCAGCCGCUGGCAGAAGGAUGACCCAAGACGGGAAGCGGGCUGCUGAGCCUCGCCGGCUCCCGUGCUUGUAACUGCCCCAGCCGGACACCCCCCCCUUGACCUACCCGGUCCGUGUCUCGUCCCGGCUCGGCCUGCCCCCCUCUCCCUUGCCGGUACCCCACAGAGUAGUCCUGAUCCCUUUUCCAAGAUCCUGGGGCUCAGGUCUUCUCCUUCCCUUGACUCGAGUCACUGUCAGGAGGACCGGUUGUCCUAUCUACAGUCCUUCAGUGAAUCUGCAGACCUAUUUUCUCAGGAGUUCAGCCUGGCCUUACUUCAGUGAUAAAAGGAGGAAAGGCUGGCUAUAGCAAACAUCAUUCAAGAUGUCCAGCAAAGGAAGCAGCACAGAUGGCAAAACAGACUUAGCUAAUGGAAGCCUGUCUAGCAGUCCAGAGGAGAUGUCUGGAGCUGAAGAGGGAAGAGAGACAUCCUCAGGCAUUGAAGUAGAGGCCUCAGACCUGAGUUUAAGCUUGACUGGGGAUGAUGGUGGCCCCAAUCGCACCAGUACAGAAAGUCGAGGCACAGACACAGAAAGCUCAGGUGAAGAAAAGGACUCUGACAGCAUGGAGGACACUGGCCAUUACUCCAUCAAUGAUGAAAACCGAGUUCGUGACCGCUCAGAGGAAGAGGAAGAGGAAGAAGAGGAGGAAGAACAACAACCUCGGCGCCGUGUACAACGCAAGCGAGCUAACCGUGACCAGGACUCAUCAGACGAUGAGCGGGCCUUGGAGGAUUGGGUGUCCUCAGAGACAACAGCCCUGCCCCGACCUCGAUGGCAGGCCCUCCCUGCCCUUCGGGAACGGGAGCUGGGUUCAAGUGCCCGCUUUGUGUAUGAAGCCUGUGGGGCAAGAGUCUUUGUACAGAGGUUCCGCCUGCAGCAUGGGCUUGAGGGCCAUACUGGUUGUGUCAAUACCCUGCACUUUAACCAGCGCGGCACCUGGCUGGCCAGUGGCAGCGAUGACCUGAAGGUGGUAGUGUGGGAUUGGGUACGGCGGCAGCCAGUACUGGACUUCGAGAGUGGCCACAAAAGUAAUGUCUUUCAGGCCAAAUUCCUUCCCAAUAGUGGUGAUUCCACCCUGGCGAUGUGUGCCCGGGAUGGGCAGGUUCGGGUAGCAGAACUGUCUGCCACACAGUGCUGCAAGAAUACAAAGCGUGUGGCCCAGCACAAGGGAGCAUCCCAUAAGUUGGCCCUGGAACCAGACUCUCCCUGUACGUUCCUGUCUGCAGGUGAAGAUGCAGUUGUCUUCACUAUUGACCUGAGACAAGAUCGGCCAGCUUCGAAACUGGUGGUGACAAAAGAGAAAGAGAAGAAAGUGGGGCUAUAUACAAUCUAUGUGAAUCCUGCCAAUACCCACCAGUUUGCAGUAGGUGGACGAGAUCAAUUUGUAAGGAUUUAUGACCAGAGGAAAAUUGAUGAGAACGAGAACAAUGGUGUACUCAAGAAAUUCUGUCCUCAUCACCUGGUGAACAGUGAGUCCAAAGCAAACAUCACCUGUCUUGUGUACAGCCACGACGGCACAGAGCUCCUGGCCAGUUAUAAUGAUGAAGACAUUUACCUCUUCAACUCCUCUCACAGUGAUGGGGCCCAGUAUGUUAAGAGAUAUAAGGGCCACAGAAAUAAUGCCACAGUAAAAGGCGUCAAUUUCUAUGGCCCCAAGAGUGAAUUUGUGGUGAGCGGUAGUGACUGCGGGCACAUCUUCCUCUGGGAAAAAUCAUCCUGCCAGAUCAUUCAGUUCAUGGAGGGGGACAAGGGAGGUGUGGUCAACUGUCUUGAGCCCCACCCUCAUCUGCCAGUGUUGGCAACCAGUGGCCUAGACCAUGAUGUGAAGAUCUGGGCACCCACAGCUGAAGCUUCUACUGAGCUGACCGGGUUAAAGGAUGUGAUUAAGAAGAACAAGCGAGAGCGGGAUGAAGAUAGCUUACACCACACUGACCUGUUUGAUAGCCACAUGCUCUGGUUUCUUAUGCAUCACCUGAGACAGAGACGCCAUCACAGGCGCUGGCGAGAACCUGGGGUUGGGGCCACAGACGCGGACUCUGACGAGUCUCCCAGCUCCUCAGAUACAUCGGACGAGGAGGAGGGCCCCGACCGGGUGCAAUGCAUGCCAUCCUGAGGCCUCAUGCCUAAGAGGGGCGGGCUGGGGCUGCCAACCCGAUCCUGCCUGGGCACUGCUUUCCUGACCCAGGCCCUUAAAUUCAGCAGAAACGCACUUUGGACUUUUUGUUUAGAAGAUAUCCCAAGAGAAGGACAGACCAGACGGGGAUUGAACCAGCAGACAGCACCUAGGAGUGGGAGUUGAGCCCUGGAAUGGGUUCUGUGGGGAGGCACAAAGGACUCAGCAGAAAUGGCCUCUCCCUGAAGCUUUUUUUUGGGGGUGGUGGGGAGCCUGUUUUGUUAACUGGUUUAGGAUAGGCAAUGGGGCUUCUUUUAAUCUCCCUUGUUUCCUUUGUGGGGGUGGGGUGAGGGCAACAACUGGCUGUUCAGUACCAAGGGGCCAGAGUGGAGGGUAGGAGUGCCACUCGCUCUUUGGUUUAGGUUUUUGACCUUUUUUUCCCUUUGUUUUUUAAAGUCUAUGACAGUUUCAUUGUUUUCCCCCUGAGCAAAUCUAUCCCAGGAUCCUGUUUUUCUGGGAAGUCCUUAGAGCCCUUAACCAUCCCACACUUCUCACUUUCCACCUCAUUCAUUCUCUGUACUCAUCACAGUGUUUUGCACUUGAUUAUGUAUCCUUCACUCUCUCCUCUUCAUCCCAUCACCCCCUAAAUAGGUCUGGUGAAGGAGAUUGGAGAGAGGUGGGAGGAGGGGCAGAGAUGGAAGAAGAAUAGGAAGGAUAUUACCUCUUCUGUUAUUUUUUUUUUUUUUUUUAAGAAUUGUUUGGUGGCAGCAAUCUCCCUGUCCCUAUCACUAUUAGAGGCCUAAUUUUAUAUCUAUAAAUAUAUUAAAAAGCAAGUCAAACUUGGAUGUAUCAAGUUAAAAUUAUUGUCAAAGUUUAAAUACCUAUAUAUUCUCUAUGAAUGCAAUAAAGGGACUUAAAGGAAGAA